This is a messenger RNA of Macrosiphum euphorbiae (potato aphid), 495 nucleotides long. The record is from the annotation of a GenBank genome assembly. Lineage: Eukaryota; Metazoa; Arthropoda; Insecta; Hemiptera; Aphididae.
AUGCGGGCACAACAGAAGGCGGGCUCGGCACCUCCGUCGAAGAAAGAGUUGAGACAGGAGUCACUAAACAAGUGGCAGAAUGAGUGGGAGAAAUCAGGGACGGGCGAAUGGACGAAGAGGUUAAUUCCUGAUCUGCGGCCAUGGGUCUCAAGAUCGUUUGGUCUAGUGAACUUUCAUAUCACUCAGUUUCUCACUGGGCACGGAUGUUUUGGGAAGUAUCUAUGGAGGUUUAAGAAGCUGGACUCCCCCGUGUGCCAUGAUUGCCAGGCGCCGAUGGACGACCCUGAACAUGCGUUUUUCAUAUGCGACCGCUGGUGGAGGCGACGAAGAGCGCUAGAGGUUGCUACGGAUAUCGAGUUCACCCCUGAAACGGUAGUGAACACAAUGUUGGAGAGCAGAGCCAAUUGGGAUGCAGUAUGCGGGUUUGUGGUUGAAGUCCUUAAAACAAGGGAGGAAGAAGAACGGCAGCGGCAGCGACACAUCCAACAAAUCUGA